Messenger RNA from Electrophorus electricus (electric eel), 1563 nucleotides. It is a transcript of the gene fbp1a, whose product is annotated as fructose-1,6-bisphosphatase 1a. Gene Ontology annotation, cellular component: cytoplasm; cytosol. The record is from RefSeq and is a predicted model, not a curated record. Lineage: Eukaryota; Metazoa; Chordata; Actinopteri; Gymnotiformes; Gymnotidae. Gene Ontology annotation, biological process: sucrose biosynthetic process; fructose 6-phosphate metabolic process; fructose 1,6-bisphosphate metabolic process. Gene Ontology annotation, molecular function: fructose 1,6-bisphosphate 1-phosphatase activity.
UUCACAGUAUUUCCUUGUUGUGGGCUCAGGAUCAGUUGAAUAAACUUUACUUAAAUUUCGCUCAACGACAUCGAGCAAACCUUUUCGCAUUAAACAUGUCGGAUCGAAGUUCUUUUGAUACAAAUGUCAUUACUCUGACGAGAUUUCUCUUAGAGGAAGGAAGAAAAGCAAAGGGGACGGGAGAACUUACAACGCUACUGAAUGCUAUGUGCACAGCAAUCAAAGCGAUCUCUAGCGCUGUCAGAAAAGCAGGCAUCGCCAACCUGUAUGGAAUUGCUGGAAGUACAAACGUGACAGGCGACCAGGUAAAAAAACUGGAUGUCCUGUCCAACGACCUAGUCAUCAACAUGCUCAAAUCUUCCUUCACCUCCUGCGUGUUGGUCACAGAGGAGCACGACAAUGUCAUCAUCAUCGAGCCGGACAGGAGGGGAAAAUAUGUGGUGUGCUUUGAUCCCCUUGAUGGAUCUUCCAACAUCGACUGUCUGGCUUCCAUUGGGACCAUCUUUGCCAUCUAUAGAAAGUGCACCACAGACGAGCCAAGCGAGAAGGAUGUCCUGCAGCCUGGUAGAAACAUUGUGGCUGCUGGCUAUGCUCUGUAUGGCAGUGCCACCAUGGUCGUGCUCUCCACCGGCCAGGGGGUCAACUGCUUCAUGCUGGACCCUGCUAUAGGAGAGUUCAUUUUGGUUGAACAAAACCUGAAAAUCAAGAAAAGGGGGAAGAUCUACAGCCUCAAUGAGGGUUAUGCUGUGUACUUUGAUCCUGCUGUCACGGAGUAUUUGCAGCAGAAAAAAUUCCCGAAGGAUGGCAGUGCGCCGUAUGGGGCACGUUAUGUGGGCUCCAUGGUGGCAGACGUGCACCGCACCCUUGUGUAUGGAGGAAUUUUCCUGUACCCAGCCAAUGAGAAGAGUCCCAAAGGAAAGCUGCGGCUGCUGUACGAGUGUAAUCCCAUGGCCUUCAUCCUGGAGCAGGCAGGCGGCAGGGCCACCACGGGAACCAUGAACGUGCUGGACAUCCAGCCCGAGAGCAUCCACCAGAGGGUGCCCGUGGUGCUGGGCUCCCCAGAAGACGUCCAAGAGUACAUCUCCAUCUACCAGAAACAUCACAAAUGUGAAACACGCCCAGGACCAUGAACAAAAGACCCACUGAAGGCAAGUUAUAAAAGAGACCAACAAUCAAAUUCCAAACAGUCUGGGCCAAGUCACAGAAGUGGCAUGCUGAUUCCUUGUUCCAAACCAGGGAACAACCUUUGACCUAAUACUGUACACAACUAUUCAUAAAAGGGAACAAUCUGAAGUAAACCAUAAGAUUUGCACUCACUUGGAUAUGGUGUUCCUGCAAUCUAAUUUUUUAACAAACAUAAGAAUGAUUUAAUUACAUUGUAUUAGCUCUCAAUGAACAUUACUGGCCAAAGAGUCAAAGAAAAUUUGUAUGGUCUGAAUUCUGUCUCGUGCCUUCUAUCUUUAGGCAUAAUGAAGUGCCUUUUCUGUACCAGAUUGUAAUGUAAGGGGGAAAUGUGAAUAAACUGUUAUGCCAAAAAAAAAACACCACCAACCAAAACCCUAA